This is a messenger RNA of Bombyx mandarina (wild silkworm), 1650 nucleotides long. It is a transcript of the gene sim, whose product is annotated as bHLH transcription factor single-minded. The record is from RefSeq and is a predicted model, not a curated record. Gene Ontology annotation, molecular function: DNA-binding transcription factor activity, RNA polymerase II-specific; RNA polymerase II transcription regulatory region sequence-specific DNA binding; protein dimerization activity. NCBI's taxonomy places the organism in Eukaryota, Metazoa, Arthropoda, Insecta, Lepidoptera, Bombycidae. Gene Ontology annotation, biological process: regulation of transcription by RNA polymerase II. Gene Ontology annotation, cellular component: nucleus; transcription regulator complex; cytoplasm.
GUCGCGGCAAACAUCAUGAAGGAGAAAAGCAAAAACGCGGCACGAUCCAGGAGGGAAAAAGAGAACACAGAAUUCUUGGAGCUGGCGAAGCUGCUGCCUCUGCCUUCUGCGAUCACCUCGCAGCUGGACAAGGCCUCCGUUAUAAGACUAACGACCAGCUACCUGAAGAUGCGCCAGGUUUUUCCUGAUGGCUUAGGGGACGCGUGGGGAGCGGCGCCACCACCACCACAGCCCCGGGAAUUGUCGAUACGAGAGCUCGGGUCGCAUUUGCUCCAAACUUUGGACGGUUUUAUAUUCGUAGUGGCUCCCGAUGGCAAAAUUAUGUACAUCAGCGAAACUGCGUCAGUACAUCUUGGCUUGAGUCAGGUGGAACUCACCGGCAACUCUAUAUAUGAGUACAUCCACCAAGCAGACCACGAGGAGAUGAAUGCAGUACUGAGUCUCCACCACCCUCACUCCUACCACGGCCACCAGUAUCCUUCAGUUGGGUAUCCGGUGGGAGGGACUUGGGGUCCGACAGUCGAUGCGGAGUGUGAAAGAGCGUUCUUCAUCAGAAUGAAAUGUGUGCUGGCGAAGAGGAACGCCGGCCUAACCACCUCAGGAUACAAGGUGAUCCACUGCUCCGGCUACCUAAGAGUUCGGCGGUUCGGUGAGGGCUCCGCCCCCCUCGGGCUGGUGGCAGUGGGGCACUCCCUCCCGCCCUCCGCCGUCACAGAACUCAAGCUGCACUCCAACAUGUUCAUGUUCCGAGCGUCGUUGGACAUGCGGCUGAUCUUCCUGGAUGCAAGGGUGGCAGCCCUAACUGGAUACGAGCCACAGGAUCUAAUCGAGAAGACAUUGUACAACUUUAUACACGGAACCGAUGUACUUCAUAUGAGAUAUUCACAUUGCACUUUACUGACAAAAGGUCAAGUGACGUCACAGUACUACCGUUUCUUGACCAAAUCCGGCGGCUGGGUGUGGAUGCAGAGCUACGCGACCAUUGUGCACAACUCUAGGUCGUCCAGGCCUCACUGCAUCGUGUCUGUUAAUUAUGUUUUGAGCGAAAUCGAAGAGAAACAUCUCAUCUUGAACAUCGAUCAGGUGCCGCCGAAACUGAACCACGAUGCGCCCACCCCGUCUCACGUGCCGACCACCACCACGUCUCCCCAGAUGCACAUUAGACACACAGACAAAAUAAACCACAUACAUUUAGAUAGCGAGUUCAGCGGCGACUCGAGCGGUGGGUACACAUACUCGGAGUACGCCCUGCCGGUGAUACCGACCUACGAGAACCAGGACGACUACCAUCACCAGCAAAACGGCUACCAAGAACUCUUCUACAACGAAAACUACACCGAACCGGAGGUCAUACAGAACAGCUACGUGAGCUACCCCCAAAAUCAGAGGCCUUUUUCGGCCAGUUCCUCAUCGUGCAGUUCAAUAGAAGGCUCUGAGGUCACGAAUCAAUAUAACUACACGAAUUUGAUAUCGUUUUAUCCCAAUCAAAACGGUAGGCCGGUUGUGGACGGGAAUUUUAGUAAUUUCGGUAAGAUGACCCCUAGUCCCUCGGUCCAGGAAGGAUACACCAGCGUCAUAGUGGACAACACUCAGCAGUUCCACCACCACGGGGGUGCGGUGAAUGAAUUUGUUCAUUGAUCAUUUCCUUUA